AUAAGAUAAGGUAUCCACGGGAAACACAACAUAAUAAGGUGGACAUGGACUUAUUUAUUUACCCCUCACAGGUUAGACAGUAGUUGUAUUACAAUUUUCUUCUGAUCUUUUCUUAUUUUCUUUUAAUUUCCUACUUAAACAUUCCCUGAUCUGUUUGAUCUUAUCUUCCUGUUCACUCUGUCCUCACUCUGGUUUGCUUUUUUCUGUCUUUAAAUAGAAGUCAAAUUUAAAAACUUUCCAUCUCACAGCUGUGCAAACAGCUAGCACUUGCCAGAGUUCCCACGACUUUCCAUUGCACCCUACUCAAGCUGUGUCAAGUGUCUUAUGUUAACACAAAUGAAAACAAUGUAUGAUACAGCAGGACAAAACUAAUGAACCAAAUAUGUAUGCAAAAAGCAUUAGUGUGUUUGUGUGUAUAUGUGUAUAUGUUUGUGUAUGUAUACUGGUUGUAUGUGUUCUACAUAUGGGUAUAUGCACACAUGUUGCAAAAUGGAUAGAGGAAGAGAUUGGGUGACUCUUGGCAAUUGGCCAACAAAGGACCACCUCUCAAGGUCAGGGGUCAAUAUAAGGCUUUAGCUUGACGCUCCACGUCUUCACCAGCAAGAUGCAUGCGACUCACUCCCUGCUCGUCCUGCUCCUCAGCCUCCCAGCGCUGCUGUGUAACCGAGCUGUGUGGCAGUUCAGGGGGAUGAUCCUCUGCACUGUGCCUGACAGCUGGCCGCUUCUGGACUAUGCUGACUAUGGCUGCUACUGUGGGCUGGGAGGCUCUGGCACACCUGUGGAUGAGCUUGACAGAUGCUGUCAGGUCCACGACCAGUGCUACAGUGACGCCAUGCAGCACGAUGACUGCUGGCCCAUCUUGGACAACCCCUACACUGAACUAUACAGCUACAGGUGUGAUGAGGCCAGCAAGACCGUCACCUGCCAGAAUAACAAUGAUCCCUGUGAGAAGUUCAUCUGUGAGUGUGACAGGAAAGCAGCCAUGUGCUUCGCCAAGGCAGGUUAUAAUGAAGAAAAUGCAAACCUUCCCAGAGCUCGCUGCAAAUAAGCCAACGGACUCAGAGAGAAACACACUGAAGAGUGUCUUUAUUAAAAGUCAACAGGUGUCAUUGUAUUCAUAGUUAUUGUUUUAUUGUCAAACAAUUACCUCACAAACGCACUGUAUAUGCAACUUCAUCUCUUGUGAAAUUCAAAAUUAAUAAAUUGCUCUGAAACACA
Molecule: messenger RNA, 1218 nt
Organism: Epinephelus moara (kelp grouper)
Lineage: Eukaryota; Metazoa; Chordata; Actinopteri; Perciformes; Serranidae
Gene: pla2g1b
Product: phospholipase A2, group IB (pancreas)
Exons: 4
Coding region: 605-1048 (147 amino acids)
Biological process (GO): lipid catabolic process; arachidonate secretion; phospholipid metabolic process
Molecular function (GO): calcium ion binding; phospholipid binding
Source: RefSeq, a predicted model, not a curated record